Molecule: messenger RNA, 282 nt
Organism: Trichomonas vaginalis G3
Lineage: Eukaryota; Parabasalia; Trichomonadida; Trichomonadidae
Product: protein of unknown function, DUF4106 family
Exons: 1
Coding region: 1-282 (93 amino acids)
Source: RefSeq, a predicted model, not a curated record
AUGUGUCGAAUUCUUAAGAAGCUCAGACACUUUAACAUUUCAGUUGUCAUUUGUGUACAGACAGCCAAGAGUUUAAGUAAGGAUGUAAAGAGAAUACUUACUGACAUUGUACUUUUCCCUGGAUUGUCCGAAGACGAUUUCAUGGAACUUAUGAAAGAGUCCAUGGCAGGUAAGUUUGACAGACAUGAACUAUGGGAGAAGUACAAAGUCAUACAAGACCCUCAUACUUCUUUCAGAAUUCACAUCUACGCGAACAAAGUUCAAAUUGUAAAAAGUCAAUAA